GGAAUUAACUAGACACAGUGAGACAGAUAACAAAAAAGAGAUAAAAGUGUCUCAGGUAAAUGUUGGAAUCAGCUUAUUGAAUUUCUGCACAGGACAAUUCUUCCACUACAGACCAUAACCUGUUGCCCUGGUUUUCCUGGGAUUUUUUAAAGCCUUCUACUUGUUUAUAAGGUUGAGCCAGUUCUUUAGUUUCUGUACAAUAUUAGGGGUCAGUUUUUCACUUUCUCACACUUCGGAACAUAAACAACCUUUCUUGUUUUUGUUCACUGUCCUUUGCUUACAUAUUUCUAGCCUGAAAAUAAUGUUGGUUGACAGCUGGUCUGGCCAGUGGGGUGAAGGGGUAGUAACCUCAGAAGCCAAUCCGCUAUCAGACCCACAAAAUUAUAAAAUGAAAAUAAAUAAACAGGCUGGGUCUCUUUUCUGGGGAGCAGCUUUUCACUGCAGACCUCUGCCUCCGUGUUGUUGUUUUUGCGUUCCCGUCAACAACUGAUGACCCCGUCUGUGUGAGAAGACGUUUGGUGAGAUCCUUCCUUUCCCUCCGUCCCUGUUGUGCGGUGUUUUUAGGCAAAUUGCUUUGCACUGCACCGGUGCCAGUGUCUACUCCUGUGCUGGUAUGCAGGAGUCCGAGGCGUUGGAGUUUUGGGGGGAUUUGUUGGAGCGGAAACACGCUCGGGUGUCUCGGCAGGAGCUUCACCGUUUGUACGAGUGGGGCAGAGGGCGUGGGUUCUUUCCCACGCCAGAUGAGGCGCUCCGUCCAGAGGCGUGGUCCCUCCUGGGAGAAUGCCUCAUGGAAGUGCUCGAAACGGAAUAUGAUGUGGAAAUAGCACGCCUUUUCGUGCAAUUGAAGCUGUUUGAGGGGGCUGCGUUGAGAUCAGCCUCUCCCAGCUCGCAGAGCUCGCGGGCUGUUUCCCCCAUCCCGCAUGGGGACGGGGGGCUGGAGGAGGGCGGGGUCAUUCUGUCAGACCGGGAACUAUUGUCUGAACCCGAACUUCAGCUCCCCAGGGAGAUAACCCCCACCCCUCCCUCUCCGGUCGCUGCGCCGGGGGGUCUUUCUCCCCCGGGCUCCGGUGUGGGUCUCCGGGGGGCGGGGCGCGCCCCGGGCCCCUCGCAGCUGCUCGGGCAGCAGGGAAGCGGGGCCCCGGCAAGCCCGGGGCCGGUCCCGGCUGUGCCUGCGCCAGGGCGCCGCUGGGGCGGGACGGAGGAGCCCCUCCUCCAUGCCUUUCCGGCGCUGGAGGGGGACGGCGACCCAGGGGCGCGGCCCCCACUGUUCUUUGACCGGGAUUCAGUCACGGUGUGGUGUCCAUGCUGUGGCACGCCCAUUGCGUGCCCGGUGAAGCCGGCUAGAGCGGCGCAGCCCGCUCCAGCGUCCGGGCUGGCCCCGGGGCGUGGUGCGCUGACCACUUCUCCGCCCGCCCCGCCUGUUGAGGGCGCGCGGGGCGUGGACGCCACCGGAGGCGGGGCCCCGGUGGGUUUUUCGCUGGACCCCGCCCCGGCGGGCGGGCGCACAGCCCCGCUCCGCGCAGGGACGGCUGUGCCUGCUGUGGGUGUCCGCCCUGCCGCUGGGACCCUUCUGGGGGCGGUCCCAGGCCCUCCUCUGCCCACGCCAGCCGUGGCAACGGCCGGCUCCGCCGGGUUGCCGGCGGCAGGUGGGACGGCCCCGGCGGCGGCCGAGCUGCUGCUGCCGUCUCCGCCCGAAUCGAUCCCGGGCGGUCAGGCUUUGCCGGGAUGCGUGUGUGCCGCGGAGCCCUUGGAGCGGUCCCCGGCGGCCGGUGCCGCGGCGCUGCAGGCGGGCUCCAGCCCUGCGGGGCCUGGGGCGGGCCCGGUGUCAGCGGCUGGGCCCGCUCCCCCUCCCUUUCCCGCUGCGAGCGCCGCGGCGGCUGCGGACGCCGGGGUGUUUACGUUCAGCGCUAGCGGGACACGGCCGGGAUGCAGCCGGUCUUUGAUAGGAGUAAAGGGCCCCGCACUGUUGGUUCUUCCUCCGCAGCCUGGUGGACACUUCCCCCCUGUCAGGAAGGCUGACUGCUGCUGUUGAAAAGCAGGUGAGCGAUCCUGCGGCUAAGCUCAUGCUUCAGUUGUUUGCUCGAAGCAACUGCAAUGCUGUUUGCAGGAGGAUCAUUGAAGCUCUUCCUGGGGAUCCACCCAUGUCACAGAUGGUUGAGGCCUGUGCGAGG
Molecule: messenger RNA, 2171 nt
Organism: Prinia subflava (tawny-flanked prinia)
Lineage: Eukaryota; Metazoa; Chordata; Aves; Passeriformes; Cisticolidae
Product: basic proline-rich protein-like
Exons: 2
Coding region: 614-2032 (472 amino acids)
Source: RefSeq, a predicted model, not a curated record